Oncorhynchus nerka (sockeye salmon) is the source of this 485-nucleotide messenger RNA. Its product is annotated as PHD finger protein 5A. The record is from RefSeq and is a predicted model, not a curated record. Gene Ontology annotation, cellular component: U12-type spliceosomal complex; U2 snRNP; precatalytic spliceosome. The transcript has 4 exons. Lineage: Eukaryota; Metazoa; Chordata; Actinopteri; Salmoniformes; Salmonidae. Gene Ontology annotation, biological process: mRNA splicing, via spliceosome. Bases 57 to 389 code for a protein of 110 amino acids.
AAGGAAGAAAGGGUCAAAGUUCAACAUAGCCAUUGCAUGCCCUGCGUUCGACGACAAUGGCUAAACAUCAUCCAGAUUUGAUCUUUUGUAGAAAACAAGCCGGUGUCGCUAUUGGAAGAUUGUGCGAGAAAUGCGAUGGAAAGUGUGUGAUCUGUGAUUCGUAUGUGAGGCCGUGCACUCUGGUGCGCAUCUGUGACGAAUGCAACUACGGGUCGUACCAGGGGCGCUGUGUCAUCUGUGGAGGUCCCGGGGUGUCUGAUGCCUACUACUGCAAGGAGUGCACCAUCCAGGAGAAAGAUCGAGACGGAUGCCCCAAGAUUGUGAACCUGGGCAGCUCAAAAACGGACCUGUUUUAUGAACGGAAGAAGUAUGGCUUCAAGAAGAGGUGAAGACAGGACAGUCCAACAUGCUUUGCUUCAGUUUUGUUAUUACUUUUCUUUUUGUAAACAUGUUUUGACAAUACAAUAAAGCUUUCUUUUAUAUUA